Molecule: messenger RNA, 832 nt
Organism: Zingiber officinale
Lineage: Eukaryota; Viridiplantae; Streptophyta; Magnoliopsida; Zingiberales; Zingiberaceae
Product: transcription factor TRY-like
Exons: 3
Coding region: 310-549 (79 amino acids)
Biological process (GO): cell differentiation
Cellular component (GO): nucleus
Molecular function (GO): transcription cis-regulatory region binding
Source: RefSeq, a predicted model, not a curated record
AAAAAACAAAGGCCAACAAAAUUGACAACUACUCGUCAGCUGAGACGCCGAGCGAGGGCAGGUCAUUGGCCGCUGGCUGCGCUACCUUGUCGCGUCCUCCGCACUCACCUGCCGUUCUUUCCCUCCCUUGCUUCCCUCCCUCCGCUCUAUACUUAAUCCCCAUUUCCUUCUUUGUUCAAGCCUGCACCGAUCUCUCUCUGCCUUUUUUUUCCCACCUACUUUUUUUCCCCCUCCCCGGGCUAUAUAUUCUCCAGCUACCGCACACCUCUCCUCUCGAUCCUAUGCAUGCACCUCCUCAAGCCAUAAGCCAUGGACGGCCGCCGCAAGAAGCAGCGAAAAUUGUCCAACGGCUCCGAAGCAGAGGUGAGCAGCGCGGAGUGGGAGUUCGUCAACAUGACUAAGCAGGAGGAAGACCUCAUCUUCCGAAUGUAUCGCCUCGUCGGCGACAGGUGGGAUCUGAUAGCAGGUCGCAUUCCGGGUCGAAAAGCUGAAGAGAUAGAGAGGUUCUGGAUCAUGAGGCACCGUGAAGACGGCUUUGCUACUUACUAAACUACUCGCGCAUAGCUAGCUCGCUAAUUAAGAAUGAUAAUAUAUCUUUUUCUUUUUUCUUUUUUUCUUUUUUUUGUUUAGGAUGUAAGAUCCGUUUGUUUGUUGGUUUGUUGUUUUACUUGAGCAUGCAAUUACUGGACGAGCUUUAUUUGAAUUAUCUAAGCCGAUGAGAAUUCAUGGAUCGACCAAAUUAAAACCAGUGGGGUUUUAACUAAUUAAUGCUCAACAGUGGAUGUAUUUUUAACAAAAUUUAGUGCUGUCUUUCUAAUCCUGCUUCAUUUCA